AUGAAUCGAGAGGCCGGUCACCUCGGCACUGCUGUCGUCACAGUUUCGUCUGCGAAGCGUAUCAAAGUAUUGAGCAUGGGCGAGCCAGGGGUCGGGAAGAGCUGUUUGAUCAAGAGAUUCUGCGAAGGAAGAUAUGUCCCAGAGUACGUCUCCACCAUCGGGAUCGACUAUGGCGUCAAGCCCGUGCAGGUGGAUGGUCAAGAGGUCAAGGUAAAUUUUUGGGAUGUGGCUGGCGACCCUGUCUACUAUGAAAUUCGAAACGAGUUCUAUAAGGACACAAAUGGGGCUCUGCUUACCUUUGAUACCACCAACCGUGCGAGCUUCGAAGCGUGUGAACGAUGGGUCAAGGAACUUAUGACACUUUGUAGCAACGAGGUCGUCGUUUUCUUGGUGGCAAACAAGGUCUCGCUGAUCGAUAUCAAGCCAAGAGAAGUCAGUGCCCAGGAAGGGCAGGCCCUCGCCGAAACGCUCGGUUACCGCUACUUUGAGACCUCUGCCCAGAGUGGCGAGGGUGUCGAGAGCAUGUUUACACAGCUGUUCCAGCGGGUCAUUGCGGCGAUGAAAGGAAAAUCGUCGUCUGGAUAG
Molecule: messenger RNA, 585 nt
Organism: Polychytrium aggregatum
Lineage: Eukaryota; Fungi; Chytridiomycota; Chytridiomycetes; Polychytriales
Product: P-loop containing nucleoside triphosphate hydrolase protein
Exons: 7
Coding region: 1-585 (194 amino acids)
Molecular function (GO): GTP binding; GTPase activity
Source: RefSeq, a predicted model, not a curated record